This is a messenger RNA of Drosophila grimshawi, 420 nucleotides long. RefSeq names its product probable DNA-directed RNA polymerases I and III subunit RPAC2 (gene l(2)37Cg). Gene Ontology annotation, biological process: DNA-templated transcription. The coding region runs from base 47 to 367 and encodes 106 amino acids. Gene Ontology annotation, cellular component: RNA polymerase I complex; RNA polymerase III complex. Lineage: Eukaryota; Metazoa; Arthropoda; Insecta; Diptera; Drosophilidae. The record is from RefSeq and is a predicted model, not a curated record. The transcript is spliced from 2 exons. Gene Ontology annotation, molecular function: DNA binding; DNA-directed RNA polymerase activity; protein dimerization activity.
UGAUCGUGCACAUCUCUAAUUUACAACCAUUUCAAUUUCUAGCACAAUGGGCGCAUUGACAGAGCUGGCAGGUGAUGAGAAAAACGGAGAUGGCUCACGGACAUUUGUGUUCAACAAUGAGGGUCACACGUUGGGCAAUGCACUGAAAACGAUUAUCGCACGCUAUCCCGAAGUAGAUUUCUGCGGUUACACGAUACCGCACCCCACCGAGCAAAAGCUGCAUUUUCGCAUUCAGUCGCAUCGGGAGCGAGCGAUAGAUUUGCUUAAGCGUGGAUUGGAGGAUUUGGAGGCGCUGUGCGAUCAUACAAUGAACACGUUUGAGACAGAGAUGAAUAGCUUUAAUGCCACCGCUGUGGGCAGUAAUUAAUGAUACCAGUUACAAUAUAUAUGUAUAUAAAUAUAUAGACUUAUCCAAUUCUA